AUGCCUGUUAGACUACGUAUCAAAACCGCUAUAAUCAACGUACGGCCUAGACGGCAAGUUGCUCGCAAGCGUGUCUAUGUGGUGAAUCCUAAAAGAGGUGUGCGAAGGAAUGUACAACGACGUCCACUUAAAAGAGCACCAAUGCCAUCAGUAACCGACGAUCCCAUCUUUUGGAACAAGAUAGAUACUUUACCUCAAAGUCUUUGUAAAUAUCUCAAACCUAACUGCGACAUCUCGUCUAUCACCUGCUUCAACCUCCGACGGCUUAUUUGGCAUUUUGAACCAGACAAAGCAAUUUCAGAGUGCUUACGUAGUGAGAAUAGUCUUCAACUAUCAAUCGGAAAAAUCGGAGAUCAAUUGGACUCUAAAAACAUUUAUGUUAAUGGAUAG
Molecule: messenger RNA, 390 nt
Organism: Melampsora larici-populina 98AG31
Lineage: Eukaryota; Fungi; Basidiomycota; Pucciniomycetes; Pucciniales; Melampsoraceae
Exons: 2
Coding region: 1-390 (129 amino acids)
Source: RefSeq, a predicted model, not a curated record